Messenger RNA from Pistacia vera, 1639 nucleotides. Its product is annotated as UDP-glycosyltransferase 88A1-like. The record is from RefSeq and is a predicted model, not a curated record. The coding region runs from base 84 to 1520 and encodes 478 amino acids. Gene Ontology annotation, molecular function: UDP-glycosyltransferase activity. NCBI's taxonomy places the organism in Eukaryota, Viridiplantae, Streptophyta, Magnoliopsida, Sapindales, Anacardiaceae. The transcript has a single exon.
UUAUUAUUUUCAAAAUCACGACUUUGGUUUGUAAGGAAGAGUGUCUUUGUCUCUGCGAUUACACGCAACACAAAGGAAGAUCAAUGGAGUCCAUAGUUCUGUACCCAUCACCAGCCAUUGGUCACGUUAUCUCCAUGGUUGAGUUAGCUAAGCUCACCCUCAAUCACAAACCUUCACUCUCCAUCCAUAUCAUCAUCUUCGAUGCACCCUUCAACGCCGGCUCCACCGCCCAUUAUAUCAAUAAAGUUUCAGCUACCAUUCCUUCCAUUAUCUUCCACCAGCUUCCCACCAUUACCCUCCCUCCAUUAAUCAUCUCCUCCUCUCCCCACCAUGAAACCCUCAUCUUUGAAGUCCUGCACCUCAAUAACCCUAAUCUUCACCAAGCCCUCAUUUCUAUCUCCACAAAUUACACCAUUUCUGCUUUUGUUGCAGACUUCUUCUCCGCUUGUGCUCUCUCUGUCACUCAUAAACUCAAUAUUCCUGCUUACCUCUUCUUCACUUCUGGUGCUAGCGUUCUGUCUACUUUCCUUUACCUUCCCACGAUUCACAAAAAUAUGACAAAAAAUUUUAAAGAUGUCGAUACCAUUCUUCAAAUCCCUGGCGUGCCGCCCGUACCCGCCAAAGACAUGCCUAAACCGUUACUUAAACGUGAUGAUAAGGCCUACCAGUUCUUUCUAGAUUGCUCGAUUAACUGGUCAAGAUCAGCAGCAGGAAUUAUAGUCAACACUUUUGAAUAUCUUGAACAAAGAGCUCUCAAAGCAAUAUCAGGCGGACUAUGCGUGCUGGAUGGCUCCACACCAUCUGUUUACUGCAUCGGACCGUUGACCGCAGCUGAUGACCGGAAAAGUGGCUCCCGUGGAGAUGAAAAUCAUAAAAGGCCUGAGUGUUUGACGUGGCUCGACUCACAGCCAAGCCGAAGCGUAGUUUUUCUGUGUUUUGGUAGUUUGGGGUUAUUCUCUAUGGAACAGUUGAAGGAAAUUGCUAUUGGGUUAGAGAAAAGCGGACAAAGGUUCUUAUGGGUGGUGAGGAAUCCACCUCCUAAGAACGAAGCACUAGCCGUUAAGAAACAAACAGAGCCGGAUUUAGAUAUGAUACUUCCGGAAGGGUUCUUGGAAAGAACCAAUGAGAGGGGAUUUGUUCAGAAGUCCUGGGCACCACAGGUGGAUAUAUUGAGUCAUGACUCGGUGGGUGGGUUCGUGACUCACUGCGGGUGGAACUCGGUGCUUGAAGCAGUGAUUGCUGGUGUACCAAUGGUGGCAUGGCCUCUGUAUGCUGAGCAAAGAUUGAAUAGGAUAUUUCUGGUGGAGGAAAUGAAAAUCGCUUUACCAAUGGUGGAGUCUGAAGACGGGUUUGUGAGUUUAGGUGAGGUGGAGAAGCGAGUCAGAGAGUUGAUGGAGUCGGAGGAAGGCAACUCAGUGAGGAAACAAACCUUUGUAAUGAAAAACAAUGCAAAAGCAGCACUGAGUGAGGGGGGCUCCUCUAUAGUUGCUUUGUCUAAUUUGGUUAAGACAAGGAAAUAAUUAUUUCUUAAGAUCUAAAUUAGUGUUUUUAUGGGGUUACCAUAAUAUGAGCGUUUAUUGAAUGGCUUUUUGAUUAUGAGAGUGUAAAAUAAAUCGGGAUUCUGUGAGAUAGUGUAAAC